UAGACAGAGGGUCCCAUUUGCUAGACAGUUUACAACAGUCAGGCAAACAGCAAAACACUACAGUCACAUGAGUUAAAGGGCUUAUUCAACUGAAAGUGUCAAGUGAGACAAAGUUGUAAAGGAAUCGUGAAUCACUAUGAAGCUUAGUGUUGCCUUGUUUUUUGCAGGCUUUUUUGGUGCAGUUGGGGCGGUGUUCUUUCUUUUGGCCUUUGGUACGGAUUAUUGGCUGUUGGCUUCAGAAACAUGUUCAGCUGCUGGGAAAAGAAACGAUACUCCCAAUACUGAACCCACUGAGCGUGGCGAUGGAAUGAUUUCUUUGAAAGAAUUUGAUACAACCUUCCACCAUGAGGGAUUUUUCUGGAGAUGUAAAUUCAGUGGGAAGUUUUCCGAAGAUGAUAUAUGGAAGUUCUGGUUUACUAACCAGCCAUCCAGCAAGGUGUGUAUGCAUGCCUACCUCAUGCCAUUCCCAGUGUCACAGCAGACUCACAAUGCCACUUCUUAUGAAAAUGCAAUAAUUUAUCGUGGAUUCUGGAGUAUCUUCAUGCUCAUUGGUGUGACAUCCAUAGUGUUAGCAGGCUUCUUUAUCAUCUGCGGAGCUCCCUUUUCUAGUCAUAUAUUGUAUAAGGCUGGAGGUGGACUUUUUCUAGCUGCCGGUAUCUUCUUCACCACAGUGGUUGUCAUGUAUGUCAUCUGGGUUCAGGUACUGGAUGGUCUUACUUUGUACAUCAAACACCAGAAAGAAUCAUUAUGCGAAGAUUUCCAAAUUAUCGUCAGAUAUGGAUGGUCCUUCAUGGUCGCACCUGUAGGAAUAUUCUUCUCUUUGUUGGCUGGAUUGCUUUUUCUUUUAAUUGGUCGUACGGUUCAACUUCAUAGCACUUAAGUCAGGUUGCUUCGUGAACUUUGAACAGGUAACCACAGGGAUUUUUUGUUACUUAAUAUAAUGCAACAUGAUGAAUGCACAAUGGUUUUAUCAGACCACUAUUUCAUAUAAUAUACAAUAUUCCUUCAGUUGUUUUAGCAUCUAUUGAUAAUAUCUGUAUUAAAUAAUCUUCACAUUAAUUAAUAUUUCAUUAUCUUGGUAAAGUGCCAUUAAAUGUAUUAAGUGAAAAUUACAGCGUGCAAUGUUGUGCACUUGAAUUUAAACAUUUAACCAUGAUAAAUAUGUAUCAUUACUCCUUUCAUGUUUUUAUUGCUCUAAUAUAACAAUUAAAGUUGUUGAUUUUUAAAUGUAUAUUUAAAGGCUCGUUAUCACUUCCUUUGUUAUUUCAGUAUAACAGAUUUGAUUACUUUUUUGCUCUUUUGUUUUAUUUUUCAACUAAUUUAAAUUUAUCAUUAUACAGGACUCCUCUCUAAAGCCAAGCUUGGAGCACUUAUAUACAUUUACAGUUAUAAACUAGUACCAAAAUAGUGCAAGACCAUACACUAUUUACAUACAGAAGCUAUUGCCUAUUGGCAUUAGAGGAAAGAGUAAAAGUUAAACCUCUAGUUUACAAAAAGAAACUUGCUGGGCUCUACAGACCUUUGGAAUAAACAAAGAUAAAACAAUACUGACCAAGACUCUACAUACUGCAGGGAAUCCUGAAGUAUUAUAUAGCACACGAUAAUUCUUAGAAAUAUGGCAUUACUACACAAGUUUCUCUGAGGCUAUUGAUGCCAAAAUGUCUCAGUCACUCUGACCUUUCUGUGCAAAAGGGUUAAAAGUUAAAAGGGUUUUUAUUUUUUGUACAUUGAAUAUUUGACAUUUGAUGAAUUAAAACUAGCAUGAAGGACUUUGACAGACAGAAAUAAUUUCACUGUAUGCUCUUAUUUGUGCAGCAUUGAACUGCCAACAAAAGUGCCAUCAGUCUAAAUUAUUAAAAAGCAAAUUGCUCAUACUGGAAGGAAAUCUACCAUCCCAGUGUGGAAAGCUUUAAUAAUGCCUUGGCCAGUGCCCUUGGUAUUUUUUGCAAUAUUUCAAAAGAAGCACAGUUUUAAUUAAUGUACCACACUCUCUCUUACCCAACACACACACUCACACACACACUCACUCACUUGCAAGCAAUUCAUUGUAACAUAACAGGAUUAACUGUUUCAAUGUAAAUGAAACUUACUUUCUUUAUAAUCAACCAAUCAUAAUUAUGCUGCCCUCCCACCUUCCGAAAAACAGUAGAUUAGGUUAAUUUGCUCUGCAUGGUUGUGUGAGGGGGCCCUGCAAUGCACUGGAGCCAUGUCCAGGUUGGUUCUUGCCUGGCACUUAGUGCUACUGGACUAGACUCUGGUACCCCGGAACGGUACUGAAUGCAUUUGAAAAGGCUAUGGGUUGGAAUGUUGAAAUAACUUUAAUUUAUAUAAUGAUUUUUCUAUGUUCAGUGUUUUCAUUAAUAGGUACCUGUGCUAACUAUCCUUCCAUUUUCUGAACUUGCUGGAGUAUUUUAUGGAGCUCAAGCCUAGAAAACAAGUGUGGAAUGCAGGGCACACUCAUAAAGACACUCAGCCCUGAUGAAUUCAGCUUCACCAAUUAGUGUGAUAUGCACUUCUUUUGGAUGUGGGAGGAAAGUGGGGUGACCUGUGAAAAUCUCUGCAGAGACAAAGAACAUUUAAUCUCCACACAAAUGUCCAACUUAAUUUCAAAUUCUGAUCACUUGGACUGUGAUGAAGCAGGAAAUACCAUACUACCAUCAUUAAUAUUUUGUAUGUUUAAUUUAUUGAUUAAAGUAUUUGAUUCCAGAAAUAAAACAGGCAGUGUACUUUGUGUGCUGUGGGCCUUAAAUAGUUAAAGUGCAUAAAUGUAUUUUAUAAUUCUGCUUAACAAUAUUUGUGCUUUCAGGCUUGAACAUUUUAUAUGUAUCUGCAUGUGGUUACUCCAAAUAUUGCAGCAUGGUGGUAUACUAUGACAAUUAAUGUUGCCUCCUGCCAUUUUCUUUUUGUCUGCAUGAGUUUUUCUAGCAUCUCUGCUUUCCUCCAACAACUCAAAGACAUUUUGCUGGCUUAUUUUACGACUUUAAAUUAGAAUGAGUGAAAAUGAAUGCAGGCAUAAAUGUGCACUGCAGUGAGGAGAUAUUUAGUGCCUUGUGCUCAAAACUGCCAGGAUUGGCUCUCUAUAAUCAUGAAAUGUGAUUUCAGAAAAUAAAUGAAUCAGUGCAAUGAAUGCAAGAGAGAAAUACCAUAUACAAAAACAUAUUUAUUUUGGCGUUAAAAUAUGAGUAUUAGAGAUAAAGACAUAAUGUGAAAAUAAAGUGAACAUAUGCCAAAAUUUAUGGUAUAAGGAAAAACAACUAUUUGUUGAGGUAAAUUGUAUUGUGUUUAUUAAAGAGUUGUCAUCUUCAAUUUGUUAUUUCCUUAUUGCUUCUGUUUAUUUACUUUUGCAGAUUAAUAAAAAUGUUUUAUCACUAUAUAAACUGCUAUUUGACUUGUUUGAGAAACUACUGCAGCAUUACUUGGAGAAGGCUGAUGUUUAAUACAUUUCUGGGAUGUAAAAAUGUUUUUAAAUGAAAAAAUAAAGACAAAUGCUUAUGGCUA
Molecule: messenger RNA, 3498 nt
Organism: Polypterus senegalus (gray bichir)
Lineage: Eukaryota; Metazoa; Chordata; Cladistia; Polypteriformes; Polypteridae
Gene: tmem182a
Product: transmembrane protein 182a
Exons: 5
Coding region: 137-880 (247 amino acids)
Cellular component (GO): membrane
Source: RefSeq, a predicted model, not a curated record